AUGCUUCACCAGUACCGGAAAGACUUCUCACUGGCUUUUGAGGUGCAGGUGGCGCAUCGACGAGUGCUUCUACGAGCGCUUCUGCAUCUGCUACUGCCCCGGUGCAGCUGCUGGAGACCAAGACUGGGACAAAGCGACAGCGCUUCUCAGAACGUGUACCGCAAGCUUCGCUUGGAGAAGUGGAACAGGUUCGGUGGAUCCGGACAAAUUCUGUAG
Peronospora matthiolae is the source of this 216-nucleotide messenger RNA. The record is from the annotation of a GenBank genome assembly. NCBI's taxonomy places the organism in Eukaryota, Oomycota, Peronosporomycetes, Peronosporales, Peronosporaceae.